Dimorphilus gyrociliatus is the source of this 547-nucleotide messenger RNA. NCBI's taxonomy places the organism in Eukaryota, Metazoa, Annelida, Polychaeta, Dinophilidae. The record is from the annotation of a GenBank genome assembly.
UAUGGCCAACGAAAUAUGGAUACCACUUAUUCGAAACAAAUAUCAAAGAACUUGCGUAUAUUCUGUUAAUAAAACUAAGGAACAAUUCGUAGAUGUCAUUUAUGGAUCUAUUAAAAAUUUUGGGGAUAAAGAGCAUUUGUAUCAGGACUAUCAGCAAUACGCAGAUGAAGUGAAAUAUAAAUUUGCGGUUUGUAGCGGAUCAACCUUGAUGAAAGACAAUUGCUGUGUGAAUAAAGUAGGAUGCUGCAAUAAUGGAGAAUUAACUGUGCAAAUUUCGGCCUGUAUACUUGUUGUAAUCGUUCUCUUAGUCAUAUGGCUAUGGAUCUGUCAAUUAUACAUAUUGAAAAGACAUUUGGACGACUUAAUGAAUAGUCAGAAGAAAACAUUCCUAAUAGGUCAUUUACCAGUUGGUCAACGUGACUUAAGCAAACCACCUCAAAGUGAAGAAAAUCUUUAUUGCCUACCCGACUUACCUAAAUCUAAGGCAUCAAAAACUAAUCCUCUCGAGAGUAGUUUACGACAAGCGAAAUCACCGACAGAUAAUUAA